AACUUACUUCUUGUACUUUAAUAUAUGGUGUAGUAUACGAGCAGAUUUAUAUGUUUCAGCUGAACGUUGGUUGAGUAGAUUUUGUUCUGAAGUUUGUAAUUAGAUUGAAAUGUGUGAAGCAUUUGUCACUUUGGCUACUAAUGAUGAAUACGCCUGUGGUGCACUUGUGUGGGCUCAUUCUUUGCGGGAGGUAAAAACAACUAAACAGCUUGCUUGUUUGGUCACAAAUCAGGUUUCAAAACAGAUUCUGUGCCUGAUGGAAUCUGUGUUUGAUCAUGUGGAAUUUGUGGAUGUUCUUGAUAGUAAGGAUGAAACGAAUUUGGCCUUGUUAUCACGGCCAGAUCUUGGUGUAACAUUCACCAAAUUACACUGUUGGAGGUUGAUACAGUACACAAAAGCUGUUUUCAUGGAUGCAGACACCGUGGUAUUAAAAAAUAUUGAUGAUUUGUUUGAGCGAGAUGAAUUAAGUGCUUCACCGGAUCCAGGCUGGCCAGACUGCUUCAACUCUGGAGUUUUUGUGUUUAAACCCUGUCUGGAAACAUACAAAAAACUUCUUCAGUUUGCAAUUGAACACGGGAGUUUCGAUGGUGGCGAUCAGGGUCUGUUAAAUCUCUUUUUUGCUGAUUGGGCAACUAAAGACAUUCGUUUCCACCUACCCUUCGUGUAUAAUGUUAUAAACCAAGCAUUUUAUUCAUAUCCACCUGCCUUACUACGGUUCCGUAGUCAAGUUCGUGUUGUACAUUUCAUUGGAGCUGAAAAACCUUGGCACAGUGGAUUGGAUAAAUUUGGACAUGUUAUUGUACAUGAUCCAACAAAUGUUGGAACCCUGGAAUUCUUGCAAUACUGGUGGGAUUUGUUUAUGACACACGUUCAUCCUAAACUGAAUGCCGAUGAAAGUGGCUUUGUUGGGAGACUAGCGCAAAUAGAAAUAAAUGAAGCUCAAUCCAGCGCCGUACAUGUUCGACAUGAAUCUGAAAGACAAAUGGCUUGGGAACGUGGACAGAUGGAUUACAUGGGUUCUGACUCAUUUGAAAAAAUACAGAGCCUUCUAGAAUCAAAAAUUAAGAAAUAAAAGUAAGUAUUUAUUAGAACCAUUGAGUGAUAAUCAAGUUGACUAAUGCACAAAUACUUAACCUGCGCAUCCAUGUAUACCUACCAACAUUCACUUACAGAUCACAAACCUAGUUCUUAACUGCUGUUCAUAUGUUUACAUCAUUCUUAACAGUUAUACCACUUUCAUCUGAUUACUAAAUGCCUUGAUAUUCGCGGACAGGAAAAAACAUUUCAACGAUCAACUGCAUGAAUUUUAUUGCUUGUAAUUCCCCACUUAUAUUUUCACUGUUUUUCUCGUCGUUGCUUUCAUUUCUAGCCACGUAGUUCAGUUUUUUCACAUUCUAGGUGAGCACUAACAUAAUCGUGUAUCAAAACAGGAGGUAUAUCUGUUUAACUCGAAACACUACAAUGAUAUGAAUGAAAACAAACUGGAUAAUUAAUAUUUUUUGCGAUUUGUUCUAUUCUUUUUUGAUUUUCAUAUUCUUCUAUGCAAUUUCGAUAAGCCUAUUAUUCAACUUGCAGUCAAAUGUUUUCCUUUAGGUUUUUCUACCACUUUUCACCCUCCUUACUUUGUGUAUCGUGUGUUUGAACUGAUUAUGUUUGAAAUUAGGUUGUUGAUCUUUGAAAUUGUUACGGUUACACAUGCGGAGUGACUUCAUCUGUUUGUAUAAUUUUUCGCUCCUUGCUUUGACUUUGACUUUUUCCUAACUUUUUUCCAGUACUGUGUCAUGUGUAGAAUUUUUUCCCGUAAUUUUUAUUAUCUGACCCUUUUUCUUCUGUCUUUCUGAAAUAUAAAUCCAUUUUUGUUUACUGUUAGCUCAUAUUAAUUUUUGAUAAACAAUGUCUUCCAUGUGAGAUGUUUCAUAAAAAGUAAAUCGAACUGAAAGUUUCUAAGUGUUUUCGUAAGUCGUUUUUGCUUGUUGCCUGAAAUCUGCGGAAGUGAC
Heterobilharzia americana is the source of this 1997-nucleotide messenger RNA. Lineage: Eukaryota; Metazoa; Platyhelminthes; Trematoda; Strigeidida; Schistosomatidae. The record is from the annotation of a GenBank genome assembly.